Molecule: messenger RNA, 6658 nt
Organism: Nylanderia fulva
Lineage: Eukaryota; Metazoa; Arthropoda; Insecta; Hymenoptera; Formicidae
Gene: ana3
Product: rotatin homolog anastral spindle 3
Biological process (GO): centriole replication; ciliary basal body organization; centriole-centriole cohesion
Cellular component (GO): centrosome; ciliary basal body; centriole
Source: RefSeq, a predicted model, not a curated record
UUGCCCAUCUCAUUAUCUCGCUAAUCAUCUCCGACUUUAAAAAAUGACGAUGCAGCUGUGAAUUUGGCGGUUAAAUUUUUAAUGACAAAUGGAUAAUCAUCUCUGUGAUACAGCAGUCUGACAGAUUAUUAUUGUUACGAUGUUAGCCACUGCGGGAAUAACAGCUGUACAUGUUAAAAAAUUGGGCCAUACAAUUGAUGAAAUACGCUUGCGAGCUUUGGACAAUAUUAUUUCCAAGUAUGAUCUCGGUUUCAUAUGCGACUGCGACGCUGUCAAAAAAGAGAUAAUUCAGAGGCUGUUUAACUGGUUUUCGUUCGAAAUUGCUCCCCAACCAGAUAAAGUAUUAAACUUAUUAUUGCAGCUAGUAAAGACAGAUGCAAAAAGUUACUUGAACGCAUUUGGUAAAUUAAAGUUUCAAAAUGAACUUUACGAAUUGAGAAGAAAACUCUCUCCUGAAUGGUAUGCAAAAUUAGAUGAAAUUGAGGAGGCUGUUAUUCAUGUGAAAAAAAAUCAGAUAGAUGGGUCAAAUGUAGACACAAAGGAUUUAACUACAAUAUGUUCAGAGUUUGAUAGAUAUAGAACACAAACACAAAAUCAUGCUAGAUAUAAAAGUGAGAAUUGUGAAAGAGAAAGCCAUGAUGAUUUGCAUAGUGUUUUCAAUCUGCCUUCUAUUUUGGAUAGUACAAUACCACUCGAUGUAACAUUGGAAUGCGAAAAUGGCACACAAGUUUCUAAGACUAUAGAAGGUGGUAUAAAAUGGUUAAUAAUGCCGUGGCAGCCCCUGGUUACGUCGGACAAAGGAGUACUUACUGCAGUAGAGGAAGCUCUUAAUGACACUGAUAUUAAUCAUAUAUUACAUACAUGUCAGUUUAUAACAAAUGUUAUGAUGCAAGACUUUCCAGCAGAAGUUUUUCUUCAGCGUCCAGCAAUCAUUACAGUACUUCAUGGGCUUCUUACUUCAAGUACUAACAUGUCAGAAAUUAAUAUCACAUCUGUGGUUCCAACAGUGUUAAAAACUUUGCGUAAACUGACGCGUUCCCUAAAAUUUCGUAUUUACUACUAUUGUGAACCAUGCGUGGCAAAUAAAAAGCAAAAGUUAUUGGCUAAUAAAUUGGAUAACAAUGUUUACAUGUCCUCGGAAGCUGGAGAUGGUCCAGAUGGUGGUUUACCCGAGGCAAACUAUCAAGCAUAUCAAUCAGCAGGGACUAGCGAUAGAAGUCAGAGCAUUAGCGAAAAUAUCGACGAUUCCGUCUUGCAAUUGCAACAGAUGCUUCUGCCGGUUUAUUGUAUAGAGUCUCUGAAACAUGUUCUUAAUCAGUUAAGUUUACCUGUCAAUUCCACUUUUCCUUUACAAAACAUCAAGUACAUCACAGAUCUAACUCACGAAUUAGUGCAGUUGCUUACAAUUAGUAUAAUGCCGAAUAUCUGGCUCUGCAAUGAUGGUACAGCAUUGAAGAUAAAUGACGAUUUGAAAUCGCUAUUCAAUUUAAUGGGAGAGGUAAUGGAAUACUUUGAAAGUUGCGACAAUGUGGAUUACUUGAGAAUAACGUACUUGCAUCUUACUACUAUUAUUAUGAAAUUAUUGAGUAGUAUUGUACCAUUGGAACUGGCAGACAGUGUUAUACCGAAUAGUUUAAAAGUAUCCAUAGCAAAUGCUGUAAUGGAUGCACCGAUAUAUCUAUUAUAUCCGGCAUUGCAUUUGAUGCUCUUGGAAUAUACUCGUCACUUUCAAGGCGCUAAUGAGAUAGAAUUGAUAAAAUUAUUUGAUGAAACUAAAACUGUUGCAAAGUCUAUGCAAGCAGCUAUCUCUAUAUUAAAAGGUUCAGUGGAACAAUCGCCUUCAGAAACUUUAAGAAUGUUAUAUGUAUCUAAAUUGAGUUUGUCAUAUCAUAAAAAUUUAACUAUUGUUAAAAUUGCUAUAAAAUUUCUGCAAGACAUUUCAAAAUAUUCUCUAAAUAACGAAGACCAUGCACUAGCAACAAAACUGAUACUAAAUUUCUUAGCAAACGCAGAUGUAAAUAUUCGGCAUGCCACAUAUGUCGAAUGUCAUAUUUUAGUUAAAAAUAUUUUGGGAGUAGAAUAUAAUAAAAAUAAGUUAUCAUGGGAAAACUUAAUAUUCUUACUUGAACCGAAUGUUUUAACGGAAAUUAUCUCUCACGGCGUAAUGAGCGAAGACAGCAGGAUAAGUGAAAUAUCAAAAGAUAUAUUAGUGUUUAUAUUGAAAGGGAGAAUACAAAUGGGCGAAACUGGAUGGUUAAAAACUUUAGAAGCUUUUGUUCCUGUGCUCUAUCUUUUACAGUGUCACGCUGAUACCCAUUCACCUUUAGGUCAGUGUGUUACCAAGAUAUUUGAUCCUGAUGUUUCCAACAAUAUAUUAUUGCCAUUUAUCGAGAUGUUAAAAGGCAAUUUAAGAUUUCUUUAUUCGCCAAACAGUGAUGUACGAGAAGAAGCGUUAUGUCGUUUAAUCUGGCUUCUUGGAAAGGAAAAGGAUUCUCUCCAAAAAUUACCACGACUGUCAUCUUUACAUGGCUUACCUCUCAGUUCACUUUGCAUAUUUGAACGUAAAACCUUUGUUAAGCGAUCAGAAGGCAAUUAUCAGAGGAGCAAUAUGUUAUCAGUAUUGGAAAUGUUAAACGAACCAAAUGUAGAUCCAAAAAUACGAAAAUCCGCAUUGGUACAAAUUAGCGUGAUGCUUUCCGACACUUCCUUACACAAAUUGUUCAUUGAUCAAGGUGGGCUGCCUUUGAUCUUGGAUAUUUUCAAUAAAGCUCUAAUAGAGAAAGAUUAUAUAAAUUAUCCAGAUUCUGUAAUACCGAUAAUCAGCGUAUUAAAAUUACUCGCAUUUUUUGAAUGUUCUAUACGACACGAAUUAUCUGUCAACACCAAUGUUCUCUUUAAUAUCAUAAGAAGUCUUUUUUUAUUUCCAAACAACGAGUGUAUAAAAACCGAUGGCGCGCAACUGCUGUGUUUACUUCUCUAUAGCGAACACAUUAUAAGAGUUAAUGAAAAAGCAGCAUUAAUGGAAAAUGGCAUUGCAUCACAUAUUUCAUUACCUUAUAUUAUUGUGACAAAUAUGAAAUUGCCGUUUGCGUGCAAAUCUCAUUGGAAAACAAGUAUAUACAGGCAAUCUGAUGUAUCAUUACUUCAUGGCAGCAAUCCAGUGGCCCUAACUUUCAUUAGACAGUAUUGGGCAUGGGAAUGGAAUGACGGUAUAAAUAUGUUGUGGAAAAGUUUAGAUGAUUUAAAAAAUUCUGAAAUCACACAAAAAUUGAUGAUUCUUGAAAAAGAUUUCCUUUCUCUGCAAUACAGCUUUCCUCAAUAUUGUUGUCAACAGCAACUCUACAAUAUUCAAAAUUCUACUACGCAUUAUAGUGUUAUGUGUGCAUUAGAUUACCUUACAAUGUAUCUAAAAUUUUACAAAAUACUCCAACGUGAUAACGAAAAAGAAAUCGAUUUACUACCUUGGGAGCAAACGUUUGAACGAUUUUUAUUAUCACAUCCUGCUAGUAAAGAGGACUGUGACUUAUUUGUGGACGUUCUAAUUUUUUUACAAUUAUAUUUAAAUGUGACAAAAAAAGGAUCUUGGAUUAGUAAAAUUAUGAAAAACAUGACAAGAUCUUUGGCAGAUUUAUUUAAAAACUUGGAAGUUGAUAAUCAGAAUGUACAUCAAUCUAUUCUUAAAUUAGUACGUACAUGUUCUGCGAUCGAAAAAAGACAAAAAUUCAAUGACGAACCGAAGAAUACCUGGAUUAAAUUUGUAGAGUUUGUUGUUUCGACACUAUGUUUCGGAGAUCAGCAGCAUUUCUACAAUCUCGCGUAUCUCGAUUGGUUGUUAACAUGUUUAACAUAUUUAAUCGGACAGUGCGAAUGGGGAGAUCAUAAGAACUUACUAUUGUCUCUUUGCAAUACGCUCAUAGAACCAAUUGUAUCUUUUCAUGGUGCUGGUACAGUUAGUUUUAUGGGUUUAUCAAUAACAAGAAACUCGAUUAUAUGUCUUAAUCACUUGUUGUAUCAGAUGCAAGUAAAUUUUAAUAAGAAUUCAUGGAUAGUAUUUUGGCAUGAAGAAGGUCGCUCAUUAAAUUGGUUGCCUAUGUUGUGGCAAAAUCGAGAUCCAUUGGUUCGCGCUUCGGCAUUGCAAUUACUGGCAGGUCUGAUGAACACAGUACACACUGCGUCGCAACUUCUCAACGCAAUUGCCAUGGCCCCGAGUGAUCUGUGUUACACAUUGCUUCAAUGCGUCGCGAAUAGAGAGGAGUCUUGUUUAGUUAGAGAACAAGCAUGUAUCGCAUUUUGCAAUAUGCUGAAGAAUUCGAUGACUUUUCAAUGUGAUGAUUCUUUACAAUCGCAAACCAUCUUAAUAUAUGUGGAGCAGCGCAAUAUUUAUCAUGAAAUUAGUGUUUUGUGUUCCAACAUUUAUAUGUUGACUACUCUAGACGUGGAACAAUCAGAAUAUCAAAAGAACAACAGCAAAGCAACUUUCAUGCAAAGUGCACAAUCUGGUUGCUUUUCACUGGUACCAUGCAUCAUAUCGUAUCUAUACAACUGUCAGGAUGAAUUACAAGCAUUUUCCGGUAGAGAUUCUGAAAUAACUGAUGUGGAUAGUUCCAUGCAGUCAAUCACGACGCCUUCGCUUAUUACAGCUGCUUGUAACUUAUUGAACAAUUUAAUAUUCAUUGGACUACAUGAGGUAGUUCGACAGAUCUAUGAGCAUUCUAUCGAUAGGUAUUUAUUUGGAUGUUUUAAUGAAAUUCCGAAAGAUAAUGGAAACAGGAAGAGUUUGAGUCAUUAUUCCGAUAUAUUAGAAAUGUAUAUUAACAUCUGUACAGUUCUAACAAACUGCAUCACACACAGCAACGAAUAUACAACCGUCGUUCUCUUCUCCUCGGAUUCGCUUUAUACUUUAUUCUGUUUCUUAAAUAUAGAUUUAUAUCAAUCUGCUGAACCGCGCCUGAUAUACCUGCGUAAUAGAUUGUGGACGGAGAUCUAUAACUUUAUAGCUAUACUUUCGUUAACGGAGGACCAGCAUUUCGAAGCAAUUCAAAGCGCGUUAGAAUUAUGUGGGCCAGAAACAGUGAUGGCUUCCAUCUGUUAUGCGAUAAAGGACUCUGCGACAGAUCUGAGAAUGAGUGCAAUCGGUUGCUUAGCUUUUCUACUAUCCCAAGAAAUUCAGAAAGACUCGCUAGGAAAAAGUGGCGUCUCAUUACAGACAACACUCGAUACGGUACUCGAUACACGUGUCGCGAUUGAAAGCAAGAACGAUAAUUUGCGAGACGUUAUAUCGAGCGUGAAUAAAUUGUCGAUAAGAGACGCGAACGUGCAUUCCAGAAAAUCAAACGAAAGCGAGAAAAGUUCGCAUACGAUGGAUAAAUCGCUGAAUCAAGAACGGAUUACAAUAGGAGGCGAAUUAUGCGAACUCUUGCUGCAUCUUUUCAUCGCUCAUAAUUACGCGAAAUCCAAAAAGAAUUGCAAACAAUUGCAAGAUAAAGAUCUCAUUGUAGGUGCACUGACUAAUUUGUUAUAUGUAUCAAAGGAAGCAAAACGAAUUGCUCUGCAGGAUAAUCUUCCUGAGACUACAUUGAUGAUCCUCAAAGAAUUGUACGUUAAGCUAAAUCUUCAACCGUUUGAACUUUAUAAGAAACAAGUAGAAAAGAAGACUCAUCCUCUGUUACAUGAUGUAAACUGCAUCUUCAUACUUCUAAUGAACUUUAUGUAUGGAGAUGCAAAUGUUAAAGAGAAUCUAACGAAGGAAGGUUUAGCAGAUGUAGUGCACAAACUGUGGGCCUGGAUAGCAUUAAAUAAAACAGUGUCAACAUCUGCCUUGAAAUUGUUGGCGACAUUUACAACAAAAUGUAACAUUGCCGCGCAAUCUUUAACAUUAACGACAAUAUUACCGGGAUCCGGAUUAAGGAAAACGCCAAAUACACUCGCAUUGAUACACGUUAUUAUCCAAGUGGCGAGCAAAGAAAUCGAAAGAGCCGGUCAAAUUUUCGAUAAUCAUAAGAUGCAUCUCGCUUUUCACAUUUUACGAAACGCGGUGCAUGUUCACGAAUGCAGAGUCUGUAUUUCAAAGAGUAAUCUCCUUCAAUUUUUUACUAAAAUACAUCCCAUUAUUACCAAAAGAGUAAAACCAUGGCCAUUAGUGGAGAUAUAUUGCCUAGAAUUUUUAAUAGAUUUUACUUAUUAUGAGGAAGGACAAUUAUGUGUACCAAAGGCUACUGAUGCUCUAGAUGUUUUAAUACACUUGGCAAAGUGUUCAUCAUCAUCAAGCAAAGUUCUCGCGAUAUCGAUUUUACGCAAUCUAGCAUUCAACGUAACGAACAGACCUCGACUUCUUAGUUCAGUGGAUUUUAUCAAUUUGUUACACGAUAUCUUCAAGAACGGAUCGCUGUGUGAAAUUAGUUUAGCUGGUUCCAUGUUGUGGUCCUUGAUUAGCAACAAUCAGAAAGGAAAACUUAUCGCACGAAGUGCAGGAUUUUCUCAGAGCAUUCGAGAAGCUCUUGGUAGAUUUACGUUGUCGAGUGUCGAUACCAGUAUACAGGAGCAGGAAUUAGUCAAGGUUCUCCAAUAUGUGUUGACCAUUCUCAGCCCAGUUGAAAUAAAGAACGGUGAUACAUAAAAUUUAAUUAAAAUUUUACCAAACAAACGAAUGUUGUAUAUA